UACAGCACAGUUCUGGAGGUGGUGCGCAUGCGCACGCGUCGUAACCGCAGCAGCAGCAGCUCCGGCAACGUGGUCAUGUGACGCUCGCAUUUCCGACACAACAAUACAACACAAAUACUCGUCUGAAGCAAGCGCUCCUCUCGCUCUCUCCCCUCCCUCCGUGCCUGGCUCUCGCUCUCUUUUUCGCUCUCUCUCGGCAUGGCGGACGGCGAGAGGUCCCCGCUCCUGUCGGAUCUGGGUGACGGCGCUCUCGGCAGCGGCAACGGUGGCCUGUCGCCCGGCGCAGCGCCCUACGGUGUGGCCGGCAAGCCGCAGAGCUUCCCACCAUUCCCUAGCCCCACGCAGCCGUCGGUACUUCUGGGCGAGGACCCGCCUCCGUACUCGCCCCUCACCUCACCCGAGAGCGGCAGCGCACCAGUCAUCAGCUGCCGCGUGUGCCAGAGUCUCAUCUCAGUGGAGGGAAAAAUCCACCAGCACGUGGUCAAGUGCGGUGUGUGUAACGAGGCCACACCCAUCAAGAAUGCUCCAGCCGGAAAGAAGUACGUACGCUGUCCCUGUAACUGUCUGCUCAUCUGCAAGGUCACCUCCCAGCGAAUCGCGUGCCCCAGGCCCUACUGUAAGCGAAUAAUCAACCUGGGUCCGGUUCAUCCUGGUCCGGCCAGUCCUGACCCCCAGCCCGCCGGGGCCCGCGUCUCCUGCGGACAUUGCAGCAACACCUUCCUGUGGACAGAGUUCACGGACCGCACGCUUGCCAGGUGUCCACACUGCAGGAAAGUGUCCUCCAUUGGUCAGCGGUAUCCCAGGAGGCGGAGCAUGUGGUGUUUUCUGCUCUGCUUGCUGUUCUGCAUCUCCACUGCUGGCCUGAUUGCUGGCACGUGGCUGAAGGCCGAGACCUACCCUGGUAUUUAUGCCUCGUGGGCCGUUCUUCUGCUCCUGGUGUUGGUGACCCUGGUGCGGGCCUUCUACUGGGUCUGCAUGCGUGUCAGCCAGCCUCUCCAGAGUUUCACAUAAAGCCCCUGCCCUCAAGUCCCCCCUCCCCUACCUACUUUCCUCCAAACAGUUCUCUGAGUGGCCAGGCCGGAGGAUGAAUUGCUUUAAAAACAAGAUAAGAAAUAUUUAUUUCACUAUUCUGGUGGUGUGGCUACUUCUGUAUUCAUUUUUAUUCCAUCUACCCGCCCUCUGUCACCUUUGUUGUUUCCGCACCUCGAAUGAAGCAUUUAACAUGUUUUUAAACCGGCGACAUUCCCACUGCCGCUGUCUUUGUGAAGUAAAAGGAUGAAGGAAGCAAUUGAAAUGUUUCGACGCGUGUGAAGGUACACCGCCGCCUGCGAAUAUUCCCCAUCCCCCUGGGGAGCGACUUUGAUCCUGAAAAAUCAACGCUAAUGGAAGGAAUUUUGAGCAUACACAAAACAUUUUGAAUGGCGACGGCCAAAUGGUCUUUGAAGCUAGCUAACGCUUUUCAAAGGAAAAAGUACUUCUGGAACCGCUGUUCUCGACAGCUUUGUUUACCAUUACUAGCAUAAGUGCUACGCAUAUACAAGCAAAAUAUUUUGUAUAAUUUACUGGAGUUAAUGCAUUGCUUUCUGAAGCCGAGAACAAAACGUUAAAAUCCCUGCUUUCUGUGAAUGCACUACCAGGGGGACGUUACUUUUUAUUUUUUUAAUUGCUGUAAGUGACAGGCUUCCUGAUUGGUCACUGAUGGAGGUUGGGAGGAGCUUUGUUGAAAAGGACAAAAAAAAAAUACACUGCGCUUUACGGGAGAGAAUUCUAAAAGACUUCACCAUAAUUGCAAUGUCUUAAUUGUUUUCCAAAAAGUACCUGAAAUUAGUUUAGUUUCUGCCCUGAUUUGAAUUAUUUCAUGAAAUCGUGAAGGAGGCAUUGCCAUAAUAACCACGAUCCAACCAUGUCACGCCAAGUCCAAAACUUUUACGGAAGACUCCUUGUUAACUUAUAAAAACCUCACAAUAAUCACCGUUUUACAUUCCGUGAGGUUAGCUUCUUUUUUUUUUUUUUCUUCAAGAAAUAGUGGUGACUGUAUCGCCAUGGGAACAAUGAUCAAAACCGCUCCUUUACUUUUUUUUUUUUUUUUUAAUACAAACAACCCUCUGACCUUUGUGUCAAAUUCAGUCAGAAUGUUUCUCAGUUCACCAAUGCCAGUUUUCUCAUAGACCACUUAAACCAAAACCAAAACUCAAGACGAGUUGGUUCCGUUUUGUUUAUGAAUACUCUUUGGAUGUUUAAAAAAAAAAAAUGAUACUUCACCAUAUUCCCAAUGUCUGUUUGAUUUAAUCCGGGUUUUUUUCAUAAAACAAUGUAAUGGAAGCUGCAUUCUGCUUUAAUGCGACUUAUUCCAUGUGGAGAAGACUGCAUCGCCAUGGUAACCACGAUCAAAACAGAAGAUGCAUUAAUUAGUUCCAUUGCUGUCACAAUGGUGCUUGAUGCUUAGUGAGGCUAGUUUCCUUUUUGACCAGUUAUUUUGUGAAAUUGUUAAGGCCAGGUCCAUUCCGUUGCGAACGCUUAUGAAAAAUGUCUGAGAGGUUAAAUCGUAAUAACAUAAUCACAAAUGUCGUUUUUAAUCAAGGUUCCCUGAAGCUUUUUUUUUUUUUUUAAAUGAGGUAAAGGAAACCAGUUAGCAACGAUAGCUCCCGUUUCAAUGCAACUUUUUUUUUUUUUUUGUGUCAACCAGGAUGUUUGGCCACUUGUAACGGUCAUAAAAAUUUUAGAAAGGUCAGAUUUCCUGGCAACUCCUAUGAAAAGACUCGCGGGAAAUGAAAUCAUAAAACUGGACUGGAAUUAUUAUUGCUAUGUUUAACGCCUCUUAAGUUGACAACAUUGAGCUAGUUUCUGACUUGAUUUCACUUUUUUUUUUGUUAAAGUUGUAAAGCGUGUAUCCUUAUUGUAACUGCAAUCAAAACGAGACAAGCCUCUCAGAUAUUGUAAACGUUUCAUCAGAAUCGCAAUGUUGCUGUACACAUUUAGGUCUGAUCCUUUCAAUCUGGCGAUGCUAACCUCCUUUGUCGCAAUUUUUUUUCUUCCGUUUUGUAAAUAAUCUUUGCUUUUCCCAGUGACAAGAGGUGAAUCAGCCAAUUGCUCAGAACGGAGGGGUAUGGGGGAAACAAAAACACUAAAAUUGUGAUCCUUUUUAGUUCUACUUCUGUUACGUAUUUAUUUCUUUUUUUGAUGAGCCACUAACCUGAUGAGCCUGAAACACACACAAAGACACACACCUAUUCACAUGCCAUAUGCACACACACACACACACACACCCUGCACCUUACACAGCAACAGUUUUUUGUCAAAUUUUGUGCUAAAUUCUCAAUGAUCUUGGUAGAGAGAAAAAGCCUUAAUGUUUUAUUGUUUUUUUUCAAUCAUGUUUUUUUUUCUUUUUAAAUCUGUUCUCAAAUCAGUGCAGUAAUUUGGAUGGUGUUUUAAUAAACCAGUCAAUUGUGUGCGGCCUGUCUGGGGACCAGUUUGUGAUCUACAGACCGCGUGAACCGAGAGGCUGCCAAAUAAAAGAGGUGUCAAAUGCGA
This is a messenger RNA of Syngnathoides biaculeatus (alligator pipefish), 3531 nucleotides long. RefSeq names its product phosphatidylinositol-4,5-bisphosphate 4-phosphatase 1a (gene pip4p1a). The record is from RefSeq and is a predicted model, not a curated record. The transcript is spliced from 7 exons. Gene Ontology annotation, cellular component: plasma membrane; lysosomal membrane; late endosome membrane. Lineage: Eukaryota; Metazoa; Chordata; Actinopteri; Syngnathiformes; Syngnathidae. Gene Ontology annotation, biological process: phosphatidylinositol dephosphorylation. Gene Ontology annotation, molecular function: phosphatidylinositol-4,5-bisphosphate 4-phosphatase activity. The coding region runs from base 199 to 1011 and encodes 270 amino acids.